This is a messenger RNA of Crotalus tigris (Tiger rattlesnake), 3173 nucleotides long. It is a transcript of the gene SLC25A19, whose product is annotated as solute carrier family 25 member 19. Gene Ontology annotation, molecular function: thiamine transmembrane transporter activity. The record is from RefSeq and is a predicted model, not a curated record. The transcript is spliced from 8 exons. Gene Ontology annotation, cellular component: mitochondrial inner membrane. Lineage: Eukaryota; Metazoa; Chordata; Lepidosauria; Squamata; Viperidae. Bases 508 to 1413 code for a protein of 301 amino acids. Gene Ontology annotation, biological process: thiamine pyrophosphate transmembrane transport.
CGUCCCAUGUACAGAUAUUUCCAGAGAAAUACCAGACUUCUUUAUUGAAGAUCGACGAGAAUAAAUUACCGGGGAGUGGCGUCCAGCAGUCCGGAAGGAUCUAUAUUUUAUUUUUUUCCCGGGUUGUGCGGUUUCUUUGGCUAUUUCUUAAGAAAUAAAUUCCGAACCACUUAAAAUUCAUCCGCAUACACACAUUCAUCGGAGCCCUUUUUUAAAAAAAGAAAACCUUUGCUCCCCCGUUUUCUCCCGCCUCGAUCCUGAGGCAUAAGCACGCAUCACGGCAUUGCAGACUACAUUUCCCAGAGAGCCCGGCGGCUGUCAUCUCAAGCGAGAGCGGCGUGAGGUCGUCCUUCAGACCUGCCGCCGGGUCCCCGGGUGGAGCGAGGUUGAAUCUUUGCCAGCGCCCCGAUUGGUCGCCGCAUUUCGUUGCCGUGGGCAGCCGCGGUCUGGUAUUGGUGCCCCGAGGGCGUGGAUGGAGAGCAAGGUCCGUAGGCCUUGUAGGGAGGGAUGGUUGGCUAUGAUCCGAAUUCCGAGUGUAGCUCCCUUUCGACUGUGAAAGUAGCAGCGGCGGGAUCCGCUUCCGGAUUGGUCACUCGGGCAAUGAUCGGCCCUUUUGAUGUGCUCAAGAUUCGCUUUCAGCUUCAGAUAGAGCAGCUUUCCUCCAAAAAUCCACAUGCGAAGUAUCACAGUAUCUGGCAGGCCACUGGUAAGAUUUUUCAGGAGGAAGGGGUCACUGCAUUUUGGAAAGGUCACGUCCCUGCUCAACUUCUUUCCAUUAAUUAUGGGGCUGUCCAGUUUGUCAGCUUCGAAUUUCUGACGAAGCUGGUGCACCAUGGCACAUCUUAUGAUGCUCGUGGCUUCACUGUGCACUUUAUCUGUGGCGGUCUGUCUGCUUGUGCUGCUACUGUGACUGUUCAGCCUCUUGACACGCUGCGGACUCGCUUGGCUGCCCAAGGAGAGCCGAAGAUUUACAGGAACCUCCGCCACGCUGUGGUCAGCAUGUACCAGAAGGAAGGGCUGCUGACUUUCUAUAGGGGGCUGAGCCCAACCAUCAUUGCCAUUGUUCCUUAUGCCGGCUUCCAGUUUUCCUUCUACAGUCUCCUGAAGAGGUUGUACAACUGGAUUGUUCCAAGCGAAGAGAUGAAGAAAGGUAAUAUUAGAAACUUAGUGUGUGGAAGCUGUGCUGGUGUCCUCAGCAAAACCCUGACAUAUCCCUUUGACCUAUUCAAGAAGCGACUGCAAGUGGGUGGCUUUGAGCAAGCCCGGGCGGCUUUUGGGCAGGUUCGAACAUACACUAGCAUCAUGGACUGUACCCGACAGAUAAUCUUGGAUGAGGGACCCAGAGGAUUCUUCAAGGGCCUUUCCCCAAGCUUAUUGAAGGCUGCUUUCUCCACCGGCUUCACCUUUUUCUGAUAUUUUUGUACUCUAUAAUCUUUGCAUAGUAUCUGGGAAAAGCAGUGACUGGAACCUGACAGGAUAAAGAAGAACUGGGAAAUCGCCAAACUGACUUACAACAAUCCAGUGACUUCCUUUCAGCAUAGGGCAAAUCCACAUUCAGAUACACUGCUGAGUUAAAGGUACUGUGGUAAUACACAAGUACACUCCAGUUUGCUAUAUACCUGAUAGACAUAAGCAAAGCUUCUGAAAAAGGAAAGGUUUUAAAAAAAUAAAGAGAUUUGUUUCCAGCAGUAUCUGCAAAUUCUUUUUAUAGCACUUCCAGUACUGGCAGGAUGGAAUUUUAAUUCUUUUGGUAUCAACUCACGCUGGAUCGGUAGAAUUGGAGCCGUGGUGUUUGGAAAUACAGAGACCGCAAAUUGGAAAGUUUUGAGUUACUUUCUUUUGCUUACCUACUGGGUCAGGUUGUUCGUUGUACACUUAUCUGUAUUUAUUUUCGUAGGAGCUGUGAAAGUCACAUUCCAGCUACACUACAUACCAUUGGAAGAGCCCUGGUUUGUGUAAUCUUUGCCUUAUGUACCUUAAGAACAAAGGUUGCUUGUGUUUCUCUGAAAUAUUUGUUCUGGACAGGUGGGUUCUUUUCCCAAAGUGUUCAUAGGCCUGCCUUUCUUUUGUUGUCUAAGAUGGGAAUUGCUGAUUCAGAGUCUUUCUGAAAUGCACUGAGGGUAGGCUCCUUUGUCAAAAGGCAAACAGCAGGUUCAUCAGAAAUGCAGCGACAACUGUUCUUGACUCACAAUGUUUUUUAUUAUUUUAUUUAUCAAAUUUUGAGGCUAUUGACUCCUUAAUGACUCUGGAUAGAUUACAGACAAAAAAAACAAUAAAUAUGAAUAAGACCAUUGUUUCUCAACCUUGACAACUUUAAAAUGGGUAGACUUCAACUCCCAUAAUCCCCCAGCCAGCAUAUUGCCAGAAUUGCACCCCUCUCCCAGCAUGCUGGCUGAGGAAUUAUGGGAGUUGAAGUCCGCCCAUCUUAAAUUUGUCAAGGUUGAGAACUGGACUAGAAGAACAGAACACCAAUUAAGAACCAACCAUAACUAAAGGGGGUUCCAUAAUCACCCUGCCCUCGAGGGCUCUUGUGUCUUUUCCCACCUAUACAAAAGAGGCAUCAGCUCAUGAAACUUGCUUUUCUAUUCAAAUUACACUCUUUUUAAGCAUACAAACUAGCAAGCUUAAAAUGCAAGCAUGAAGUCACAUCAGAGAAGGAACACUUGACAUUUGUAGUCUCCAAAUAUAAGCUAGGUCACUUAUCUUUCAGUUUUCUUCUAGCCUUUAGCACCUCCUCUGUUUCCUCAAAUAUGUUAAUUUUAAGAUAUUGUGCCUUAUGACAGUGCCAAAAUCAGUGUAUACUUUAAUAUUUCAGUGUUUACAAGAUGGCAUAACACCAGGUCAGCAAUCUCUCCCCACACCUCCAAAAUCGUUGAUGGUUAUUAGCUGGGCAUCUAUGCCAAUGAGAACUCCGAUACAUUUGUACUCCUAGUACUGUAAUCUAAAUGAUCUUUGUUGACAUCUAGGUUGUGCAAGGUUUCAGAUUCCAUUACUGAGAUUUUUGUUCACUCCCUGUGUUUAACAUGAAUGCUUAAUCUAUAACACUGUAUCUGUAUUUUUCAUAUAAAGAUUUAUUUUUUGUAGUUGAGACAGUUUGGACCACCGUUUUCUAGUCCAUAGAACAUGUGUCUAUCGUGAAAGAAAAAUAAAUAUAUAAAUAUAUUUAUCAUAAA